Molecule: messenger RNA, 435 nt
Organism: Chlorella variabilis
Lineage: Eukaryota; Viridiplantae; Chlorophyta; Trebouxiophyceae; Chlorellales; Chlorellaceae
Exons: 3
Cellular component (GO): cytosolic small ribosomal subunit
Molecular function (GO): structural constituent of ribosome; RNA binding
Source: RefSeq, a predicted model, not a curated record
AUGCUGAUCUCCAAGAAGAACCGGCGCGAGGUCUACAAGUACCUCUUCAAAGAGGGCGUGCUGUACGCGGAGAAGGACUUCAACCUGCCCAAGCACCCCGAGAUUGAUGUGCCCAACCUGGAGGUCAUCAAGCUCAUGCAGUCGUUCAAGAGCAAGGAGUAUGUGACCGAGCGCUACGCCUGGCGCCACUUCUACUGGUUUCUGACCGACUCGGGCAUUGAGUUCCUGCGAGAGUUCCUGAACCUGCCCUCCGAGAUUGUGCCUGCCACCCUCAAGAAGAGCACGCGGCCGCUGGAGCGCGACGGGGGCCGCCCGCCGCGCCGCGAUGGCCCGCCGCGCCGCUUUGGCGGUGACCGCGAGGGCUACCGCUCCGAGAAGGCCGGCCCGGGCGCCCCUGGCGAGUAUCGGCCUGAGUUCCGCGGGGGCUUUGGCCGG